This is a messenger RNA of Glycine soja, 2990 nucleotides long. RefSeq lists its product as uncharacterized. The record is from RefSeq and is a predicted model, not a curated record. Lineage: Eukaryota; Viridiplantae; Streptophyta; Magnoliopsida; Fabales; Fabaceae. The transcript is spliced from 10 exons. Gene Ontology annotation, molecular function: protein binding. The coding region runs from base 79 to 2505 and encodes 808 amino acids.
AAUUUACCAUACUAUCUACUAUAGUAGUUUACUUUCUUUAAUUUUUCCAAGAACCUAUUCUUCUUCCAUCACCAUGUCAUGGAUCAUUUCUAUGGCAAGAGAACCCUCCUCAGCCUAAUGGACACCGAAAAACCAGAACCGCCACAAUCCCCCGUUCACCUUCGCGUCCAAACCCACAGAGAGAUAAACGAACAAGACGUUCAGUUUAGUCCUCCAAGACCUUCAACUACUUCCGAUGGCAUGUUCCCUAUGAUGAUGCCAGAUUCACCAUGGACACUUUCCCCUCUCCCAACCCCUUCACCUUCUCUUCUUUACCACUGCAUUGCUUCUCUCCACCGCCACGAAGGUAACAUCUACGCAAUCGCAGCUUCUACAAAGGGCUUGGUCUUCACCGGCUCCAACAGCAGUAGAAUCCGCGUGUGGAAGCAGCCAGAUUGCAUGGACAGAGGGUACCUCAAAGCAAGCUCUGGUGAGGUGAGAGCCAUUUUGGCUUACAGCAACAUGCUUUUCUCAACGCACAAGGAUCACAAAAUCAGAAUAUGGACCUUCACCGUUUCAGAUAGCUUCAAGUCCAAGAAAGUAGGUACACUCCCUAGAAAAACCUCUAUUCUUAUGUUCCCUUCGAGAGGGAAAAACACGCCAAAGCACAAAGAUUCUGUUUCUUGCAUGGCUUAUUACCACUCCGAGGGUCUCUUGUACACUGGCUCCCACGACAGAACAGUGAAGGCGUGGCGUGUCUCCGACAGAAAAUGCGUUGACUCGUUCGUGGCACACGAGGAUAACGUCAACGCCAUAUUGGUGAACCAAGACGAUGGUUGUCUUUUCACCGGUUCCUCUGACGGGUCGGUGAAGAUAUGGAGAAGGGUUUACACUGAAGACUCGCACACUCUCACCAUGACUCUCAAGUUCCAACCUUCACCCGUUAACGCUCUUGCAUUGAGUUGCUCGUUCAACCACUGUUUCCUCUAUUCAGGUUCCUCGGAUGGGAUGAUAAAUUUUUGGGAGAAGGAGAGAUUGUGUUAUAGGUUUAACCACGGAGGGUUCUUGCAGGGUCACCGUUUUGCGGUUCUUUGUUUAGCAACGGUUGGGAACAUGUUAUUCAGUGGGUCAGAGGAUACCACAAUUAGGGUUUGGAGGAGAGAGGAAGGGAGUUGCUACCACGAGUGUUUGACGGUUUUGGAUGGGCAUAGAGGGCCAGUGAGAUGCUUGGCUGCGUGCCUUGAGAUGGAAAAGGUUGUAAUGGGGUUCUUGGUGUAUAGUGCUAGUUUGGACCAGACAUUUAAGGUAUGGAGGAUUAAGGUUUUGCCCGAUGAAAAGAUGUGCAUGGACUAUAGUCAGUAUAGUGACCAGUGUGAAGCUGCCACUAGGGUUAAGAUUAGGGACUACGACAUGAGCCCGGUUUUGUCUCCUUCCUGGGUCGAGAAGAAGCUUCAAGGUAGCUAUUUUCACAAGGCCAAUGAAGAAAGUGCAAGUUGCCAAUCAUAUUGUUUAGCUUUCUUCAUCACGAGGAAGUGGAACAUGAGAUCGGUCAAUGAAGAAAGUCUCAUAGAUGAAACCAGCAAGGCCACCACCAAUGAGAGGCCCAACCCAGUAAACCCAAUGAUCAGUCCAGUUGCCAGUAACCAAAGCAGGCCCAAAAGAUCUUGCGGGGUUCAUAGAAGCAGCGGAGUAAGCCCCACCAGCGAGGAUGUUGGCCCCCACUACAAACCCAACCAGUGUGGGCCCAAGCCCAGCAAGUGCUCCCUUCUUGGGAUCCACCAUGGUCGCAUACACACUGCUUCAAUGCUGAGACCAUGUACCACUUUAUCAUCAUCAUGUGCUUCAUCAAGAAGACUUGCUCUCUUUCACCUUGUCUCCACUGGUGGCAUUGCUCUCCCACAAGCUCAGUUAUUUGGUGCAGAAAAAAUAGCCCAACCAGAGAAGAAUUUGUUUGACUGGGUCAAAAAUGACAACAGAAGGUUUCUCCAUGUUGUGUACCGUGUUGGAGACUUGGAGAAGACUAUAAAGUAUGCUCUAUUGAGAAAACGUGAUAUACCAGAAGACAGAUAUUCUAAUGCUUUUCUUGGAUAUGGGCCUGAAGAGUCCAAUUUUACAGUUGAACUUACUUACAAUUAUGGAGUGGAUAACUAUGAUAUUGGAAGUGGCUUUGGUCAUUUUGGUGUUGCAGCUGCUGGAAUGAAACUUCUCCGCAAGAGGGACAACCCUGAGCAGAAGUACACAGUAGCUUUUAUGGGCUAUGGUCCUGAAUACAUGAAUAGUGUUCUAGAACUGACAUAUAACUAUGGCGUCACUAAUUAUGACAAAGGAAAUGGUUAUGCACAGAUUGCCAUAGGCACAAAUGAUGUCUAUAAGACUGCAGAAGCAAUCAAAUUAUGUGGAAGGAAGAUUAUCCGUGAACCUGGGCCCUUGCCAGGUAUCAACACCAAGAUUGUAGCUUGCCUGGACCCUGAUGGUUGGAAAUUGGCAUUUGUUGAUAAUGUUGAUUUUCUGAAGGAAUUAGAGUGAAAAUAACAUGGUUCUAGAUGACUAGAUCCCUUACAUCUCCACUGAAAUGGUAGUCUCAACAAUUUUGUCAGUGAAAUCUUACAGUGGUACUGUCAACUCUACUCCUUUAUAAAGUAACCCCUCCAAUCACUGUGUGAGGGAAAAGGAAAGAAAAAAAAAAAAAGAGGCAUAUAUACAGCAAUCCCAAUGUCAAUCCUUUUUUUUUUAUAUUGUUACUUUGACACGGCAAUUCAACAUAUACUGGAUCCCCUCAAGCCAGAACUGUUUGUCUCCUUUACUUACACAUUCAAAUUCUAUUGUCCUGUCUUUUGUUUUUAUUCCAAAAUAUGCCCUCUUUUCAUUGAUGUCUUCCUUCUCCCUUCCGGGCCAAACUGGGAUAUCAUUGCAAACUCCGGUGACUAUAUCUGCCAUUUUAGGCCAUACCAUACCUUAACAUUGUUGACAGAGAGUGGCAAGAAUAAAAUAAAUAGAUGCUGUGUAUGAAA